Symsagittifera roscoffensis is the source of this 2433-nucleotide messenger RNA. Its product is annotated as ATP-binding cassette sub-family E member 1-like. NCBI's taxonomy places the organism in Eukaryota, Metazoa, Xenacoelomorpha, Acoela, Convolutidae. Gene Ontology annotation, molecular function: ATP binding; ribosomal small subunit binding; ATP hydrolysis activity. The record is from RefSeq and is a predicted model, not a curated record. Bases 6 to 1838 code for a protein of 610 amino acids. Gene Ontology annotation, biological process: ribosomal subunit export from nucleus; translational initiation; translational termination. The transcript is spliced from 12 exons.
CAAAAAUGGCUGCUAAGAUGUCAAAUCAGGGCCAGGCUGACCUCACCCGGGUGGCCAUUGUUAGUAAAGACAAGUGCAAACCUAAAAAAUGUCGGCAAGAAUGCAGAAAAUCGUGCCCAGUGAAUAAAGUCGGGAAGUUGUGCAUUGAGGUUUUGCCGACAUCCAAAAUUGCGUCCAUAUCUGAGGAACUCUGCAUAGGAUGUGGAAUUUGUCCGAAGAAAUGUCCUUUCGAGGCCAUUCAAAUCAUUAAUCUUCCCACAAAUCUGGAGAAGGAAACAACUCACAGAUACGGUGCAAACUCAUUCAAAUUACACAGACUGCCUGUGCCUCGUGCAGGGGAAGUGCUGGGACUGGUCGGCACUAAUGGAAUCGGAAAAUCCACGGCCCUCAAGAUUCUCGCGGGAAAACAGAAACCCAAUUUGGGAAAGUUUGAAGCGCCCCCAGACUGGGCUGGAAUUCUGCACCAUUUCAGAGGGAGUGAGUUGCAGAACUACUUCACUCGCAUUCUGGAGGACGACAUGAAGGCGAUUAUUAAGCCACAAUAUGUGGACCAGAUACCCAAGGCGGCCAAGGGAACAGUGCGCACACUGCUCGACAGAAAGAAUGAAACCAACAGGCUGGAGGAGUUUGCGAAACAACUGGAGUUGAACCAUGUGAUGGACCACAACAUCAUGGACUUGUCCGGAGGGGAGCUGCAGAGGUUCGCCAUCGCAGUCGUCUGCAUCCAGAAGGCAGACAUCUUCAUGUUCGACGAGCCCUCCAGCUACUUGGAUGUCAAACAGAGACUCAAGGCCGCCUCCGCAAUCAGAGCAGUACUCGAGACGCACAAGUAUGUGAUAGUAGUGGAGCAUGAUUUGAGUGUGUUGGACUAUCUGUCAGACUUCAUCUGUGUGCUCUAUGGCCACCCGGGUGCCUACGGGGUUGUCACUCUGCCCUUCUCAGUCCGCGAGGGCAUCAAUGUGUUCCUGGAUGGAUUCGUGCCCACGGAGAACCUGCGCUUCCGCGAGACUUCUCUCCAGUUCCGCAUCAGUGAGACGGCGGAGCGGGAGGGCGGAGACUUGAAGCAGAUGAGGAGGUACCACUACGGCACCAUGAUGAAGAAACUCAAGGGCUUUCAACUGGACAUAGACUCUGGCAAGUUCACAGACAGUGAGAUAGUGGUGAUGAUGGGGGAGAACGGGACUGGGAAGACGACGUUCAUCCGCAUGUUAGCGGGAAGACUGGAGCCGGAUGAAGGAGAUCCUGUGCCGGAGUUAAAUGUGAGCUACAAGCCACAGAAGAUCAGUCCUAAAUCAGAGGGAACUGUGCGACUGUUGCUGCAUGAUCGGAUCAGAGACGCCUACAUACACCCCCAGUUCAUAGCAGAUGUGAUGAAGCCCAUGGACAUCGACAACAUCAUCGACCAGGAGCUGCAGAACCUGUCUGGGGGAGAACUGCAGAGGGUGGCCCUCACUCUCUGUCUGGGCAAACCAGCCGACGUCUACCUCAUCGACGAGCCCAGUGCCUAUCUCGACUCGGAGCAGCGUAUCAUGGCGGCCAAGGUGAUUAAAAGGUACAUUCUGCACGCGAAGAAGACGGCCUUCGUGGUGGAGCAUGACUUCAUCAUGGCCACCUACUUGGCAGACAGAGUCAUCGUGUUCGAGGGACAGCCAGGCAUCAAGACCAAAGCACUCUCUCCUCAGACGUUGUUGGCGGGAAUGAACCAGUUCCUCAAGAGUCUCAACAUCACUUUCAGAAGGGAUCCGAACAACUUCAGGCCCAGAAUCAACAAGCUCAACUCUGUCAAGGACUCUGACCAGAAAGCGAAGGGCCAGUACUUCUUCAUAGAAAACAUGUGAGACGCCGAGAGAGGGAGGAGAGAAAGAGCGCGGGGGUUUGAGAGGGCUGGCCAAGACCAAAGGGGAGACGAUAUAACAGAACGCAAACAGUUAUUCAAAGUAAUUCAACCUUCAGUAAAGCUCUCGUAAUUGUCAUCUUCAAAAAGCUACAAGUGAAAUGAACCGAAAUGACUGAUAAACCUUGAAACGUAACAAUAACUAGUAUGUGUUAUGAAAAGUUACAAAAAGCUCGUAUAUAUUUUUUAAUGAACCGUCGAUUCACUUCAACCAAACGUAAAUGAUUUUCUAAAUAUAGGUAGUCGGAAAUGGUGAAGAAUAAAUUGCACGUUUUUUUUUUGCUUGAAAAGGUUGAAUUCAGUCUAAUUGUUUUUUGAAAAUGAGGUUAUUUGAUUUUUCUGAAAUAUCUGUAAUUUUUACCAAAUUGCUAUUACCUGAUGGAGUGCUUUGAAUGUAGUUUGACUUAUUUGUUUAUCGGUGUAUACUUAUUCAUUCCUCGUGUUCAAAUGAAACUGGCCAGGCUGUUCCUAAUUGCUCAAGGAUACCAAAUAAAUAAUUUAUUAUUCAGUGCUUUGAAAUUCAAUUUUCCUUGCUUUUC